Brenthis ino (lesser marbled fritillary) is the source of this 357-nucleotide messenger RNA. The record is from the annotation of a GenBank genome assembly. NCBI's taxonomy places the organism in Eukaryota, Metazoa, Arthropoda, Insecta, Lepidoptera, Nymphalidae.
AUGAUUAGGUGUACGUUGUCACGUUUGCCACCUUGCAUAAAAGGAAAUUUGCUCUUCUCAGCAUUGGCGGUAGUUAGGCAGAAAAGCGCGAAUAGCACGGCUCGCGCCCUCAUGGCCGCGGCGCGGGCUCCCGGUGCCCGGCGCGGCGCGGACUGGCGGAGGCUAUCGACCACCCCAAUGUAUGACAUGCGCGGGUCGCACGGGUUGACGUUGGCAAUGGCAAACCGAUAUAAAGGCCGCCCCGUGCUCGUGGUGCUAGGCGCGGGCUCGGGCGCGGCGUGCUGGCAGCGUGCGAGCUGGCCGAGCGCCGGCCGCGCCGCGUCGCGGGUGUAUAACGGCAUCAUAACUGCCUAUACC